AUGUCUUCAACUUAUGCACCAAUAGAGACCAAAGAUCAUAAUGGAAAGGUACCUCCAUCUCCUUUCCUUACUCGUAGCCAGGAAGAACGAGAGGAACUACAUAGGGAAAGAGAAAAACGCGCCGAGAUCGUUCUAUGGAGAAAGCCACUAGUGACAUUAUCUUAUUUCUUUCGUGAACUUUUUAUAGAUAUCCGUCAUCAAAGCAACAGGUUGGUUUAUCAUAAUCGAAAAAAAUUCAGUGCAAUUGGUCUAAUGAUCUUUAGCUUAUUUCUAUUGUAUUUAAUUGAUGGCGAGCAUCAGCAGUAUUACGUAGCUGCUCAGAAACAGAUUUUCUGGUGUUUCUACUGGAUUGGUUUAGGAGUGUUGUCAAGUAUUGGCCUUGGAACAGGAUUGCAUACGUUCAUAUUAUAUCUUGGACCUCAUAUAGCUAGAGUAACUCUUGCAGCUUGGGAAUGUGGAAGUGUAGAUUUCCCUGAGCCUCCUUAUCCGAAUGAUAUUAUAUGUCCUGAUGAAGAGGGCGACAAGAACUUGCUAACACUUUGGACCAUCAUGGGGAAAGUUAGAUUAGAAUCGAUGAUGUGGGGAUUAGGAACAGCGGUUGGAGAAUUGCCUCCCUACUUCAUGGCUCGUGCGGCGCGAUUAUCAGGAUCAGAGAUUGAUAUGGACGACGAGGAGAUAGAAGAGAUGGAAGCUAUGCUAGCAUCUGAGAACAAGGAUGUGAUGACUAGAGUCAAGAAAGCAGUUCACAAUUUAGUCCAAAAAGCUGGAUUUUUUGGCAUACUUUUAUGUGCCUCGAUCCCCAAUCCGUUAUUUGAUUUGGCUGGUAUUACUUGCGGACACUUCUUGGUGCCAUUUUGGACAUUUUUUGGCGCAACUGCUAUUGGUAAAGCUAUCGUGAAGAUGCAUAUACAGAAACUGCUGGUUAUUGUAACCUUCUCAAAUCAUCAUGUCGAAAGUUUAACUGAAAUAAUUGGGAAUAUCCCUCACGUUGGCAAUACUCUUAAAAAGCCUUUCGUUGACUAUAUCGAUCAUCAGAAACAUAAAUUACACCGCGAGGAAAAUUCGAUGGACUCACCGUCAAACCUUGUUACGCAAUUAUAUUCUGUUUUGGUCAUCUUCAUGGUAUCAUUCUUUGCUUUAUCAAUCGUAAAUUCGAUGGCACAAAAGUAUGCUAAAAGGUUGGAUGACGAGAGACGUUAUAAAGUAAAAGAUAAAUAA
Trichoplax adhaerens is the source of this 1218-nucleotide messenger RNA. RefSeq lists its product as uncharacterized. The record is from RefSeq and is a predicted model, not a curated record. NCBI's taxonomy places the organism in Eukaryota, Metazoa, Placozoa, Uniplacotomia, Trichoplacea, Trichoplacidae. The transcript is spliced from 12 exons. The coding region runs from base 1 to 1218 and encodes 405 amino acids.